AUGGAAAAGUACGAAAGCUGGACACGCGAGCAAUUGCUGGAACGCAUUGCAACCCUCGAAUCAUCAACGGCAACAGCUAUUGCGAAUAAUACAACAAAAGAAGAUGCAAAGCUGGACAACAAAAGCAGUAAACGUAAAGAACGACCGUUCGAUAUGUCCAAAUACAACCAACGACACAUUGCUCUCAAAGUCGCCUAUCUUGGCUGGAAUUAUAUGGGCUUUGCAGCACAGACAGACGAAGAAACCAUUCCCACUGUGGAAGGACGCCUGUUUCAAGCUUUACAACGUUGCAAACUGAUUACCACGGUGGAGGAAUGCAACUUUUCACGCUGUGGACGAACCGACAAGGGCGUCAGUGGGCUGGGCCAAGUUGUGUCGCUCAAAGUGCGCAGCAAUGGGCCCGAUAAGCCAGAGAUCACCUACGUGGAUACACUGAACAGGCUUUUGCCUGACGAUAUCCGGGUAUUGGCAUGGGCACCUGUGGAUGCCAAGUUUAACGCUCGUUUCGACUGCAAAUCGCGCACGUACAAGUAUUUUUUCACCAAAGGCGACCUUGACCUGGAAGCGAUGCAGAAGGGUGCCCGUUAUUUCUUGGGCCAGCACGAUUUUCGCAACUUUUGCAAACUCGAUCCGUCAAAGAAUAUCACCAACUACGAACGUCGCGUCGUGUCGCUGGAUAUCAACCGGGUGACACCUGCAGUCCCGGGUUUAUCCAAUACUGAGUUCUUUCAAGUCGAGUUGAAGGGUACGGCAUUCUUGUGGCAUCAGGUGCGAUGCAUCAUGUCCGUCCUGUUUUUGGUGGGUCAAAAGUUGGAAGAGCCAGAGAUCGUUCAAGCGUUGCUGAAUGUCUCGGAAAUCGAAGCCCGUCCUGAUUAUCCCAUGGCCAGCGAACUGCCCUUGUUGCUGUACGACUGCGAGUUUGAGAACAUCCACUGGGUGACCGGAAACGGUGCAAGUACGGCACGGAUAUACCAACAUUGGCGAGAGUUAUGGAGUGCCAAUAUGACGCGCACAUUGUUGUGUCAAACGUUCAUGCAGUAUAUGCAACCGUUUCCGGUAGCUGCUGAAGGAGGACUAGGCGAAGGGGAUAUACCUUUGACUCAAUAUCUGCAAACAAAAAAACGCCAGCCGACAGUGGUGCUAGGCGGUGGUCGGGAACAAACGAGUGCACGGUAUAAAAAGCUGCUGGAUCGGCAACGGUGUGACUCUGAUGAGGUCAAGAAGCAAAAGUAUCGUGCAAAAAAGCAAAAGACGACAUCUGCCAAUUAG
This is a messenger RNA of Zychaea mexicana, 1269 nucleotides long. Its product is annotated as pseudouridine synthase. The record is from RefSeq and is a predicted model, not a curated record. Gene Ontology annotation, biological process: mRNA pseudouridine synthesis; tRNA pseudouridine synthesis. Gene Ontology annotation, cellular component: nucleus; cytoplasm. Bases 1 to 1269 code for a protein of 422 amino acids. NCBI's taxonomy places the organism in Eukaryota, Fungi, Mucoromycota, Mucoromycetes, Mucorales, Lichtheimiaceae. Gene Ontology annotation, molecular function: pseudouridine synthase activity; RNA binding. The transcript has a single exon.